This is a messenger RNA of Salpingoeca rosetta, 1183 nucleotides long. RefSeq lists its product as uncharacterized. NCBI's taxonomy places the organism in Eukaryota, Choanoflagellata, Craspedida, Salpingoecidae. The record is from RefSeq and is a predicted model, not a curated record. The transcript is spliced from 2 exons. Bases 1 to 1092 code for a protein of 363 amino acids.
AUGGAGGACCUGUUUCGCCACGAGGACAACGAGGGUGUGGUCGCGGCCGUCGCCGACGAAGACGCUGUUGCAGAUCGGAUCUUAGCGCUGUCCCUACCGACAGUGCUGCUGAACAACGCGCGCCAAGCCCUUGGUGGCAUCAUCAGGCGCGCAGGCGAGGUUGUGCCCUUUGCCAGCCUGCUGUUUGCGCUUUGCCGGGAUAUUUAUGCGCGCGUGAACACGUUGAAGGAGAACAGGGAGUUGGCGCGUCAAGUGGGUGAUCGCUGCCAGCAGGUGCUGCGCCAUGCACCGACUCUCCGCGCAUACUUCUCCCAUCCGACACGCAAGGAAUGCAUGAAGCAAUUGGAGGGCUGUAUUGAAGCGGCACUGCUUGCACAACGCAUUGUGUACCACGUCACGCAGCAAGCGCUUCAGGAAGACUGCGAUGAGGAGCAGCAGCCAAGACUGCAGCGACGGCACCAACUGCGCUUGUCCGGCUACUUUGGGACUGAUGAAGACGACAACGAUGACGAUGACGAUGACGACGAAGACGAAGAUGGAGAUGGAGAUGGAGAGGAACGCGAGUCCACGGCGGCAAAACGAGACCAUCACCAGCAGGGGCAACAGCAGAGGCAACGGAGAAUGUGGUGGUGGCGUGUCCGCCGGCUGUUCCCAAGCCGUGCAGCAGUGCGGAGACGAGCAGGUACAUGCAAGCAGCUGCUGUCGUGCCGCCAAGUGGCCAUCGAGCUGAGGACCGCAAAGAAUCAGCUUGACGACAAGUCCAUCUCCCUGCUGCUUGAGUCCAUGGCGGCGGUGUUUGCAGAGGUCACUACGCUGAGGCAAGAGCAGCAACGACCACAACGUUUGCACCACCACUACUUUGUCCACGUUGCGUGGCACCAACCUGACGAGGCAGGUGCUGGGGCCGAGGCCGGCCCACCAGCAAGGAGACAACAGCAACGCCACCUACUCCUCUUGACUUCAGGCAGCGAGGACGACGAUGUGAGGGGACGCGAACAUGGCGGUGACGGCGUUGAUGGCGAAGGGCAGGGCAGCGACGCAGCUGCAGCGACCUGUAUGUUUCUUCCUCCUUACGCUCGCUCCAACUCAUGAUGUGUCUUCCAACCGACGCUUCUUCUGCUCGCAAUGAGAACUCGUUUAUGACACGCAAGCAAACAACCUAACUUUGAAAUAUGAACGGCGG